Hermetia illucens (black soldier fly) is the source of this 3872-nucleotide messenger RNA. RefSeq names its product protein O-GlcNAcase (gene Oga). NCBI's taxonomy places the organism in Eukaryota, Metazoa, Arthropoda, Insecta, Diptera, Stratiomyidae. The record is from RefSeq and is a predicted model, not a curated record. The transcript has 14 exons. Gene Ontology annotation, biological process: glycoprotein metabolic process. Gene Ontology annotation, molecular function: beta-N-acetylglucosaminidase activity. Bases 194 to 3226 code for a protein of 1010 amino acids.
ACAGUUUUGUCGUCCGGUAAAUGUCAAUUGUGCGGAUUUUUCAACAAAAAUUUUAGGCAAAUCUCGUUUUUGCACGAUUAUUGAUGUUUAUUGGGUUCGAACGUGUUUCACAGCAUACUCCAUUUGUCAUCGAGCAGAUUCAAGCUUGGCCCGCUUUUGAUAUUUUUGCGUCGAAGCUCCGCAAGUGAACGAAAUGACUUCGUCUCCGCCAAAUACGGAUGUGCGAAAUGGAAAUUUCAUUUGCGGUGUAGUCGAAGGAUUUUACGGUCGUCCGUGGACAACCGAGCAGCGCAAGGACUUGUUCAGGAAGUUGAAAAAAUGGGGAAUGGACUCAUAUGUUUAUGCGCCCAAAGAUGACUACAAGCACCGGGCCUACUGGCGAGAGUUGUACACAGUGGAGGAAGCCGAUCACUUGACAAGUUUAAUCACGGCUGCUAAAGAACAAGGAAUCGUUUUCUAUUAUGCGCUAUCACCAGGCUUAGAUAUGACCUACAGCAACCAAAAGGAGAUAACUGCUUUGAAGAGAAAACUGGAACAAGUGUCACAAUUUGGUUGUGAAGCUUUCGCAUUACUUUUUGAUGACAUCGAAUCGGAGCUCAGCAAAUCGGAUAAGGAAGCAUUCCAGACUUUUGCAAACGCCCAAGUUUCUGUCACAAAUGAGAUUUACAACCACCUAAAUGGCCCCCGUUUCCUCUUUUGUCCAACGCAAUACUGUAGUUCACGUGCUGUGCCAUCCGUAACGCAUUCCGAAUAUUUGAAUACGCUUGGAUCAAAACUUUGUCCAGAAAUUGAUAUAAUGUGGACAGGAUCAAAAGUUAUCUCUAAAACGCUUAGUGUAGAAUCGAUACAGGAAAUUACUGAGAUACUUCGACGACCGCCUGUCAUAUGGGACAAUUUACAUGCAAACGAUUACGACCAAAAGAGAGUAUUUUUAGGUCCGUAUUCAGGGCGCUCACCAGAAUUGAUUCCUUUGUUACGUGGUGUUUUAACAAAUCCAAACUGUGAAUUUUACGCAAAUACUGUGGCAAUUUACACGUUGGCGUAUUGGUCCAAAUGUAGUCUAGAUACGAAAGUUAAUAAUAGCAUAUCAGCGGAUAUAAAACUAGAAACGGAGAAUGAUGAUGGCAUAAGCAAUGAGGACGCGCCAGUUUCUUUAUCGAAAAAUAUAUAUCACCCUCGAGUUGCUUUGAAAAAUGCUAUAAUGGAGUGGUUGCCCGAGUUUUUCAUUGAGAAGGAAGCCUGGGGUCCAAUUUCAAAGCCACAACCGCCUCUAACAAUGGUGAUGCCAAUUAUCCCAAUUUUGCCUUCAGUUAACACAUGCAUGAGCUUAACAACGACCACAACAACCACUUCAAGUUCGGCUUGCGCAAAGAUACCGGAGGUCAAUACAAACCAACUACAAGCAUUGGCCGAUGUUUGCAGUACAGUGACAGCAACGAACGUUACCCCGAUCCCGAACGCAAUAAUGAAUUCUUUGGUGUCGCCUACGAAAGUCGUAACUAAUGAUUCCCUGCCGAAUCCCAUUGUUACAUCAGUUUCAAAUUUUGAAAUUCCCAGUAAGAUACCGAUAUCAAGCAUACCGAUUCCAAUUAUGAAUAUAAAAAAUGAGGACAGUGUCGAUAGCAUAGUUGAUGAGAAAAGUGAAGAUGCUGAUGCAACUUCUUUGAAAAAUAGUGAACAUAACGAGCAAACCAUGCAUGAACACUCCAUAAAGAAUGCGACGAUUGAAGAAGAUGUAACAAUAACAGAAGCGGAAGCGAAUAAUUUAAACAAUGGAGAGCCUUCCGUCGAAAUCAAAUCUAUCCAAGAAAACGUUUCAAUGACUGACGGUGUUUCUUUGCCAAGUAGUCCAACGGAGCCGAUGGAAUGUGGAAGUAGUUUAGCUUCUCAGUCUUCACCUAAACCAAUGGCAAAGAGUCCUUCAGAUGAUGUAGUUAUGUCGGAGACAGUUUCGACUUCAUCGGGUAGCAUGCAAGUAGAGGGUUCGGAUACUUCGUUAACAUCGAGUGCGGAUAUGAAUGAGGAUUUUGAAAAAAGUUCCAACGAGAAAGCAAUUACAGUAGAAGAUUUAUAUCUUUUAUGUGAUCUAUUCUAUCUACCCUUUGAACACGGGAGUCGUGGUUUACAAUUGCUCAAUGAAUUCAAUUGGCUGAAGAUGAAUGCUUGCAUUCUACUCCACUCUGGUAGAAAACCAGACAAUUCAAAACCAGAGGUGCAAGAAUGGUUGCGACGUGCAGACAAGUUUUCUACCCUCUGCCAGAGUGUUCUGGUACUUUCGCGUAAGAUUGCAUGCUGCACUAAUAGAGAGCUUGUGUACGAUCUAUUCUCGUAUGUAUGGGACAUAGCAGGUGUGAUAUCUUUAUUAAAUGCAUUCGUGAAGUGGCUUUCUUUGGGAACAUUUCCCGUUAAUAUCAAUUCGUAUACUCAAGGUAGCUAUACAUGGUUCAGUAAAGGUUGGCGAGAGAUGUUCAUGUCAGGUGACCAGGAACCGUGGAUUUUUCGUGGGGGUUUGACAUCCGAUUUACAGCGAUUAAUUCCAGUCGACUCGGGAAAUGAUUUGUUCAUCUAUAAAUUACCUGAUAUUCCCACGCCAAACUAUUAUCUGAUUCGUCCUUAUAGUAACGCAGAUGAAGACGAAAUUUAUAGAGUUUGCCAGAAAAAGUCUUGUGAUGAAUCUAUUUCUACCGAAUUAUAUCCAGAAAAUAUACGAAAUAUUACUGCCGAUCACUUAGUGGGCCCGUUCGUGACCAUUAACCCCGAGCUAUGUAUGGUUGUGCAAAAUGCCAGCAAUGUAAUGGUGGGUUACGCGUGUGCUGCAUUAGACGCUCGAAUCUUCUACCGCAACCAGGAAAUGUGUUGGGUGCCCGCAAUGUGCGAAAAGUAUCCUCUAUCUCUGAUGGACUCUGAUGAUCUACCGACAACCGCUAAAAAAUCUAUACAAAAUUUCCACCAUUUCAACUAUGAUUGCCCAAGUGAAGUACUUAAUACGCACCCGUCAAUAAUGACAUGUUUCGUUUUGGAUGAAGAAAUGGCCACAGAUCAAUCGGUUGGGAAGCGUUUGGUGAUCGUUCUACUAGCGGCAUUGCGUUCGAACGGAUCGUUUGGUGUCCACGUGUGCAUUAAUCAGUCGGAUAGCCACCUCUUUCAAUUUUAUUCGAAAAUGGGGUUUUCGGAAAUCUAUCGCGAUUCUGGAAAUUCGCGUAUUUAUUUAGGUCGUAACUUUUAGCACAGGUAGAAACAUAUUUAGAUUGUAAGCCUAAGAUAUAAUGAUCAUAAACCUAUGUGUAAACGCGCAUACAAAAUAAAUAAUAAGAAGUGAAAAGAAACUACGUGAGACUGUCUUCAUCAUAUGCUGUGUUAUGUUUAAAAAUCUGUACUUUGCAGAUGCUGCUCUGUAUUGCUUGAUUAAUUUUUUACGUGUAUUAUUUCAAAAGCGAUUGGUUUUCACUCUUUCUAUUAUAAGGCAACUUUAAAUUAAUUUCGAUUUCGAAUUGACCAAUCAUACCUUUUAACUUUAAUAUGAAAAACUAGGAAUAUUAGCGAACUUCAGAAUAGACACAGUGAAAGGUAGAUACGGCAGAGAGUUGAUCGUCUUGGGAUUCGUUGAUACUUGAAGGACAAACAAUUUUGAAUGAAUGAUUUUUUUCUUUGUUUGGUUUAACGGUACGUUGGAGAGUAGGAUAUGCUUUAAACUUUAAUGUAGAAUUCUCAAUCAGGCUGUCUGUCGUCGAAUUUAGUGUCUUUAUUUUUAAUUAACAAAAAUAUGAGCAAAAAGAAAUACGUGAAUAACAACUGUGUCGUGUCGUUUCGAUCUUUGUUAAUUCUCUAAUACCAGCCAGAAUGUAACAAAUAUAUUAUUCUGAAAAAGAAAA